This is a messenger RNA of Ipomoea triloba (trilobed morning glory), 1257 nucleotides long. RefSeq names its product vesicle-associated protein 1-2. NCBI's taxonomy places the organism in Eukaryota, Viridiplantae, Streptophyta, Magnoliopsida, Solanales, Convolvulaceae. The transcript has 8 exons. The coding region runs from base 223 to 939 and encodes 238 amino acids. The record is from RefSeq and is a predicted model, not a curated record. Gene Ontology annotation, cellular component: endoplasmic reticulum membrane; plasma membrane. Gene Ontology annotation, biological process: endoplasmic reticulum membrane organization.
CACCUAACAGAGAUCGUGAGAUGACUUGCCGCAUUUAUACGCGCCCACCUCACGGAGACACGAACUAGUCCCACGUUUGCUUCCCGGCGGCAGUUUCUGACGUCGCCGUUAAACCGCUUCCCGGAAAAGCAUCGGAUGGAUUGCCAGAAUCAUCGCUGAAAAGAGUCUCCGACGAGUAGAUAGGAACACGCAGACAUAUAUUUAACCGGGGAUCGUGUCGAAAUGAGUAACGUGGAGCUGCUCCAUAUCGAGCCUUUAGAGCUUAAGUUUCAAUUCGAAUUGAAGAAGCAGAUCACAUGUUCGCUGCAAUUAACAAACAAAUCUGAUAAUUAUGUCGCUUUCAAGGUGAAGACUACGAAUCCGAAGAAGUAUUGUGUAAGGCCUAACACUGGAAUUGUGAUACCGCACUCUACUUGUGAUGUCAUAGUUACAAUGCAAGCACAGAAGGAGGCCCCGCUGGACAUGCAGUGCAAGGAUAAGUUCCUGCUUCAAUGUGCCAUUGCAAGCCCAGGAGCCACGGCAAAGGAUAUUACUCCUGAAAUGUUCAAUAAGGAGUCUGGGAAUCAUGUUGAGGAGUCCAAGCUGAAGGUGGUUUAUGUUUCACCUCCUCAACCUCCGUCACCGGUGCAAGAAGGUUCUGAGGAAGGUUCCUCACCUAGGGCUUCAGUGUCUGAAAAUGGAGCUGUAAAUUCAUCAGAUUUCAAUAAUGUCUCAAGAGCAUUUGUUGAUUCUCAAGACAACUCAUCAGAGACAAAAGCUCUCAUUUCAAAGUUGACGGAGGAGAAAAAUUCUGCCAUUCAGCUUAAUAACAAGCUACAGCAAGAAUUGGAGCUGUUGAGACGCGAACACAAGAGAGGGCACAGUGGCAUUUCACUUAUGUAUGUUGUUAUUAUUGGCUUCAUCGGCAUUCUUCUUGGCUAUAUUUUGAAGAAGACAUAACAAGCCAUGCUUGGUUUGCAUUCCUGCUGUAAUGUCAGCCCUCCAGAUGUCUGAAAAUUUUAGAACUAUCAAGAGAAAAAAGUUGUGACUGGUCGAGGAAACCUUUGUAUCAAAUAGCUGUCUGGUCGGACUUGAAACAAAGCCGUUAAGGAACAGGUUUGAUGAGUUCUGUAAUUGCGGGGAGUUUUGGGCUUGAAAGGACUCCUACAACGCCCAAACCAUCUAUUGUAUUUGUAGUUUCCGACUGGCUUGUUUCGUUUUCCAUUUCUUUUCAUAAGCAUGAUUUUCUUUUUAUAAAUUAUUUUUGUUCUAAUUAUC